GAUGGAAAUUACGGGGAUUGGUCCCAAGAGAUGACUAAUUUCCUGUACUCGAAGAACAAGAUCGGUUUUGUUGAUGGGAGCAUCAAGAUGCCAAAUACAGGGGCACAACGAGAUGUUUGGAAGCGUUGUGACGCCAUGAUCAAAGGCUGGCUUACAACAGCAAUGGAGAAAGAUAUUAGAAACAGCGUAAAGUACGCAGAGAGUGCGAAAGAAAUAUGGGAUGACCUGAAAGAGCGCUUCGGGAAGGAGAAUGCACCACGCACUUAUGAACUGAAGCGCGAAUUAACCUUGAUUCGCCAAGAGAAGGCCACUGUGCCGGCUUACUACACUCGGCUGCGUGGAUUAUGGGACGAAAUACAAUCAGUCUCACCCACCCCGAAGUGUUCAUGCGGACUGUGUAUUUGUGAAAUCGGAAAAAGACUGCAAAAGGCGAGAGAACGGGAACAACUAUAUGAGUUUCUCAUGGGACUGGAUGAGGCCUUCAAUACAGUCCGGUCACAAAUCUUAACAACGAAACCAGCACCCACGUUGGGAGCCGCGUAUCAUAUGGUGGCAGAGGAUGAGAGACAAAGGUUGGUCUCGGAUGGAAGGAGGCAACCACAAGAGGUCUCGGCCUUUGUGGCACAGCCAAAGAGCAGCAGCAUGGAGGGUACUAAUUCUGCCUCAUAUGUGCAGCAACAACAUUUAAGAAGAAGUGAAGGCAAACGAACAGGGGCAGAGGAAGUUGUACGAUGCAAACAUUGCAAUCGAACUGGACAUGCCAUGGAAGGAUGCUUCAAAAUAAUUGGCUACCCGGAGUGGUGGCCAGGAAAAACAGGGAAGAAAGAAGGAAAUAAGCCAACAGACCGACGUGAUGAAAGAAGAACAAACCCACGUGCAGGACAUGUGGACUCAGGACAAAUACUUGGAGUGACAGCAGACCAAUUGGCUCAUCUUUUUAAGCAAUAUGUAGAAAAUGAUAAGUUCUCUUCACAUAACACGUCUCCUACAGUAAAUAUGGCUGGACUCACUCUCGAGGAACCUGAUUGGCGUGGGUAGAAAUCACGAUGGUCUUUACUAUAUGGAGCCGACUGUGGGCAAAGGGACGGCUAUGGCAGUUUCAGUGGACACCGAGACAUGGCAUAGACGACUGGGUCACGCUUCCGAGUCCAAGCUUCAUCAAUUUAGUUUUAUUGGUAAUAAAGUCGACAGCAUAAAAAAUUGUGAAUCGUGUAUACGAGCCAAACAAACUCGUUUACCUUUCCCUGAUAGUUCAAUAAAAACCACUGAAUGUUUUGAAUUGGUUCAUUGUGACAUUUGGGGUGGAUAUAGAACACCCUCCUUUUGCG
Molecule: messenger RNA, 1328 nt
Organism: Cuscuta epithymum
Lineage: Eukaryota; Viridiplantae; Streptophyta; Magnoliopsida; Solanales; Convolvulaceae
Source: the annotation of a GenBank genome assembly